AUGCCAUUCUUCAGUGGAGAAGGAAACUUACUAGAGCUGGAUCAAGAGGGUUUCGACUUCAAUAUCCAAUUUGAGCAGCUAUUCUUUUCAAUCAUCCCGUCCGUUUUGUUUAUUGUAACAUCGUUAUGGCGGACAGUCGCCCAAGCGCGGAAGCCCACCGUGGUGAAUGCUCCAAUCUUCCAGCUCAUCAAACUGGGUGCUAUCGUAACUUAUGCCGCGCUUGAGCUUACGCUACUGAUCAUGGUUUCGGUUGGCUCCAUCCGCGUUACUGGCAUGUUCAUGGCCUCCUCGGCUCUCAAGCUUGUAUCCGCUCUAUUCAUGACCGCGUUGAGCUUUAUUGAUCACAGCAAAAGCCCAAGACCAUCCGUUCUGCUCAAUAGUUACUUGUUCUUAACCCUUAUUCUGGAUGCGGCCCAGGCAAGAACACUCUUUCUAUCGUCAGGUGGCCAGCCCGAACUCAUCUAUAGUAGCGUUUUUGGUGCCGCUAUAGCUCUGAAAGUUGGAAUACUACUGCUAGAGGCUCAACGGAAGUCUAGAUGGGUUAAUUGGGAUCACAAAACGCACAGCCCAGAGGAGACCAGUGGGAUCUUCUCUCUCGGUGUAUUCUUUUGGCUCAACCGAAUCUUUUUGGACGGAUAUCGAAAAGUUCUGUCGGUCCAGGACCUCUAUCCUCUCGAUAGCUCUCUGGACGGCAAAUCGCUUCACGAGGAAUUCUCAAGUCAUAUGGAUUACUCCAAACUUAAGGGCGAUAAAUACGGUCUGGUAAAAGUGUUAGCGCGCACACUUAAGAUCCCCCUGCUACUUCCUAUACUUCCCCGUCUGGCACUUCUUGCUUUCACCUUUUGCCAGCCAUUUUUUAUCGAAAAGCUGUUGGACCAUUUAGCCAAAUCUGAAGUCGACGCCAACGUGGGUUAUGGCUUUAUCGGUGCUAGCCUGCUGAUCUACUUGGGGAUUGCAGUUUCUACGGCCCUUUACUGGUAUUUUCAUCAUCGAAUGCGUGCCAUGGCGAGGUCGAUAUUAGUCACUGAGAUCUACAUCAAAGCUACACAAGCUCGCAUCGGAACGGGCGAUGAUAGCGCUGCGUUGACGCUUAUGAGCACAGACAUAGAACGGAUCAACAUGGGCUUCAGGGCUUUACACAAUAUUUGGGCGAGCAUCAUCCAAGCUGCACUCGCCGGAUGGCUUUUGUAUAACCAACUUGGGCCUGUCUUCGUUGCCCCCAUCGGACUUGUCAUGGUCUGCGUUGUUGGAUUGACAAUCCUCAUGAAGUUCGUUGGCCAAUCGCAGCGAGCAUGGAUGGCAGGGGUCCAAAAACGAGUUGGCUUGACAGCUACGGUUAUCGCCAAUAUGAAGAAUCUGAAGAUCUCUGGCCUUUCUGAUGCCAUUGGCGAGUUUGUACAGAAACUUCGUAUCAAAGAACUGGCAGCGGGAGCUCGGUUCCGCAAAAUAACGAUUAUUGCUGCAAUCUUCGGCUUCACUCCAUACUUGAUCAGCCCUCCACUGACCUUCGCAUUUGCACAAAGCACACUCACCACUACGAAGAUCUACACAAGUCUUUCCUAUCUUUUACUACUAACACAGCCACUACAAGAUGUUUUUCAGUCUAUUCCUCAACUAUCCUCUGGACUGACCUGCCUGGGCCGAAUCCAAGCUUACUUAGAGUGUGGCACUCGCCAAGACUUUCGCGAAGUCCUCUCUGAUAUUAAAAGAAAUUCGGAGAAGCCGUUAGGGGUCAAGGCUGCUCCGUUUGAGUCGAAACAAGAAUCAGUACACCCUAUCGUGAUCAGGAACGCAAAGUUUGGCUGGGAAGCGGAUAAGUUUGCCCUAUGUAAUGUGAAUGCUCGAGUGUCUCGGUCCUCUCUCACGAUGGUUGUCGGGCCAAUUGGCUCAGGGAAGAGCACGCUCUGUAAAGCAUUGGUUGGUGAGAUUCCAUAUAGGGAAGGCAGUGUGGUUCUGAGCACUAGAUUUCCUCAUGUAGGAUUGUGUGAACAGACAGCAUUUUUGUCGAACGGAUCGAUCAGAGACAACAUCAUAGGAUUUUCUCAGCUCGACAACGAGAGAUAUGACGAGGUUAUACACGCCACAGCUCUUGGCUUCGACUUCGACACGCUUCCACAAGGCGACAGGACGAAUAUCGGUUCUGAUGGCAUUACGUUGUCAGGGGGUCAAAAGCAGCGUGUUGCUCUCGCCCGAGCUCUGUAUCUACAGACCGAUCUAUUGAUAUUAGAUGAUGUCUUCAGCGGUUUAGAUGCUGAUACCGAGGAACAAGUCUUUCGGCAAGUCUUUGGGCCCAAUGGACUACUCAGGCGGAGGCGUUCUACAGUUCUGUUGUGCACGCAUAGCGUAAGGCAUCUACCAGCAGCGGAUCACAUAAUCGCACUCGACAACGGCCAAGUCGCCGAGCAAGGUACCUUCGACGAACUGAUGAGCAACCAAGGAUAUAUUCAGCGUCUUGGGUUAAAAGACUCUUCUGAAAGUGAUAUAUCAUCCGAAACGACGUGCUCAGACAAAAUUGUUCGAGAACGAAUGCUACCGGUGCUCCAGAAGACGACUACUGACACACCCCUGGCACCAAGCACGAACGUUUCGCGGCAAGUCGGCGAUAAGACAGUAUAUAAGCAUUAUGCGAAGAGUAUGGGACUGCUCUUGGCAGCUUUAAGUCUCGUUUUUGGUGCCCUUUGGGGAUUCUUCACAAACUUUCCCACAAUAUGGCUCAAAUACUGGACAGAUGACGUAUACUCAAAUCAACCGAGUCAAUCUUUUGCUUACUACGCCGGCAUAUAUGCUUUGCUUCAGAUAAGUGCCAUGAUAUCGCUAUUACUCCUUGGCUAUGCUCUCUUUGUGGUCUCUGUGAAGAGAGCAGGUGCCAACCUCCAUCGAGACGCUUUGCGAACACUUAUUCGGGCACCACUGCGGUUCUUCACGGCAACAGACACCGGCGUCGUGACCAACCUCUUUUCGCAAGACCUGAACCUUAUAGACACAGAACUUCCAAAUGCCCUGUUGGACACUAUAUACAGUGUUUUCCAAGGCAUUGGACAAAUGGCUAUCAUGCUUACUUCAUCUCCGUAUAUCGCAAUCAGCUACCCAUUCCUCGGCAUUCUGCUGUACUUUAUGGCAAAAUUCUACCUUCGAACAUCCAGACAGUUGAGGUAUCUCGACCUAGAGGCCAAGAGUCCCCUAUACACACACUUUCUUGAUACUGUCAAAGGCAUCGUAACUUUGCGGGCUUUUGGUUUCCUUUCUGACGAUAUUCAAAAAAACGGUCGUCUGCUUCAUUCAAGUCAGCGACCCGCUUAUCUGCUUUUGAUGAUCCAGGAGUGGCUGAACCUCGUCCUUGCCCUUGUUGUCAUGGUUAUGGCUACAAUCCUGACAACCCUUGCUGUACAACUUCAUUCUAAUUCUGGUUUCACUGGUGCAUCUAUGGUCACUCUUAUGAGUUUCGGUGAGAACCUCUCAGGAAUUGUUAUGUCCUAUACCAAGUUGGAAACCUCCAUUGGAGCAAUAGCCAGGCUCAAGACAUUCAACGAUACUGUUAAGCCAGAGGAUAAAGACGAGGAAGAUCUUGUCCCGUCUGAGCAGUGGCCGGAUCGUGGUAUAGUGGAGUUGAAAGGCGUUUCCGCAAGUUAUGAUGCGGAUGAUCAAACCGAAGGCACGCCACAUCUAGCCCUACGCGACAUUGACCUCACCAUCAAAUCAGGUGAGAAGAUCGCCAUAUGUGGCCGCACAGGUAGCGGCAAAUCCAGCUUCAUCGCCCUUCUACUCAAGCUCCUCAAUCCCGUGCCAGAAGCUGCGAGCAACACGGUGAUCGACAAUACGCCGCUCCAUCGCAUAGACAGAUCUGCCUUGCGUCUACGUAUCAUUGCAGUGCCUCAAGAGGCCGUUUUCUUGCCGGACGGAUCCACCUUCCAGGCUAACCUGGAUCCGUUCGAGGUCUCGACACCCGGUGAUUGCCAGGCCGUUCUUGCUGACGUCGGCCUGUGGAAAUUCGUUCAGGAACGGGGCGGCCUGGACGCCGGCAUGAGCGCAGGAACUUUGAGCGCGGGACAACGGCAGCUCAUGUCGCUUGGUCGCGCGUUGCUAAGACGGCGCUUCCGAGCGCGGAACCUGGGGAUAGGAGGGGGUGGCUCCGAGGGCGGUAUACUACUGCUCGAUGAGGUCAGCUCAAGUGUGGAUCACGAGACGGAACGCGUCAUGCAGGAGAUCAUCAGAGUCGAGUUCAAGAAUUACACGGUCAUCGCAGUCAGCCAUCGCUUAGAUAUGAUCAUGGACUUUGACAGAGUCGUUGUCAUGGAUCAGGGAAAAAUAGUGGAAGUCGGAAAUCCGAUGGAGCUGGCUGGAGACGAAGGGACAAGAUUUGGGGACCUUGUGAGGGCUUCCGGGGCUUAG
This is a messenger RNA of Truncatella angustata, 4389 nucleotides long. RefSeq names its product putative ABC multidrug transporter. The transcript has 8 exons. Gene Ontology annotation, molecular function: ABC-type transporter activity; ATP hydrolysis activity; ATP binding. Bases 1 to 4389 code for a protein of 1462 amino acids. Gene Ontology annotation, cellular component: membrane. Gene Ontology annotation, biological process: transmembrane transport. The record is from RefSeq and is a predicted model, not a curated record. NCBI's taxonomy places the organism in Eukaryota, Fungi, Ascomycota, Sordariomycetes, Amphisphaeriales, Sporocadaceae.